Messenger RNA from Myotis myotis, 832 nucleotides. RefSeq names its product small integral membrane protein 33 (gene SMIM33). Lineage: Eukaryota; Metazoa; Chordata; Mammalia; Chiroptera; Vespertilionidae. The coding region runs from base 1 to 435 and encodes 144 amino acids. The record is from RefSeq and is a predicted model, not a curated record. The transcript has 2 exons.
AUGACCUCCAGCUUUAGGUGGAAGAACUCUGGGACCCUGAAAGAGGCUGACCGCUAUCCCUGGCUUUCUCCAGCUGUGAACGGCUCAGCGGGGCAGGAGACGCAGAGGCAGCUUCCAGAGGUGCUGAGUGGGGCCCGGGAACCACCUCGAGAGGAUGGGCUGCCUCUGAUCACUGUGAUCAUCGCUAUCUUUGUCCUGCUGGCAGUCUGUAUCGUGGUGGCAGUCCACUGUGGGCCAAGUCUACACCAGGGCCGUGCCACUCUCCCCACAGAGCCACCAGCCCCAAAGCCAGAGGGUGGCAUCUACCUCAUCCACUGGCGAGUGCUGGGCUCCCAGGACAUUCAUGGAGACACGCAGCAGGGCCCUCCUGUCUCUGGCUCCUGCCUUGUGCCAGAUGGGCCUAGGCUCAGCAUCGACGAAGUCACAUAUCUGUAGGAGGAAGACUUUGGAAAGUAGGCCAGUCCUGGCUCAGAACAAGAAACUGGACAGAGAAUUAGGGCAAAGGCAAACUGGGGCCUGGGUGUCAGAUCUUUGGACGUGCACACAUGGACUAAGAUGGAGCUGCCCUCCGGGCAGAAUACAGAGAAAGCCUUGAUGGGGAAAUAAAGAAGCUUGAGGGCCCUGCCCAGACACAUGGUGCUAUGAGCAUUCCAAGUGCCCAAGGCUGCCCUUACAAAGCUACUCCAUCUUCUUCAGGGACCACCAGACCCCUGAACCUCCUUCUCCAAGUCCCUCCCCUUCUCCCACCCCUAAUCUCCUCUCCUUUGGUGUCAAGGUAAGUCUGGCUUGGAAGAUUCCACCACCCACCCCAUCCCCGUGCAGGGAUGGAAGA